AUGGCGCUCAGCACCCGCCUCACCUCUCCCCUCCGACAUGUGCUGGCAGCUCUGCGCUGGGCAGCCCCGGGGCAGCGCCGGGAGCUCAGCACCCUGCAGGGACCGGGGCGCACGCUGGACCUGGGCGGCAUCUUCCCCCCCCUCGCCACCCCCUUCUCACCCAUGCAGGAGGUGGACUACGGGCGGCUGGAGGGGAACGUGCACCGCUACGGCAGCAUCCCCUUCCGAGGGCUGGUGGUGCUGGGCUCCAACGGGGAGUACCCCUACCUGGCACCCCAGGAGCGGCUGGAGGUGGUGAGCUGCGUGCGCCGGGCUCUGCCCAGGGACCGCCUGCUGCUGGCCGGCUCGGGCUGCGAAUCCACCCAGGCCACCAUCCAGAUGACCCUCAGCAUGGCAGAGGCGGGGGCUGAUGUGGCGCUGGUUGUGACACCCUGCUACUACCGGGGAGCCAUGACCAGCGCUGCCCUGGUCCAGCACUACACGGAGGUUGCCGAUGCAUCCCCCAUUCCUGUGGUGCUCUACAGCGUCCCUGCCAACACUGGCAUGGACCUACCCCUGGAGGCUGUGGUCACCCUGGCUCAGCACCCCAACAUCCUCGGGAUCAAGGACAGCGGUGGGGAUAUCACCCGUAUCGGGCUGAUGAUCCACAAGACGCAGCAGGAGGAUUUCCAGGUGCUGGCAGGAUCGGCUGGCUUCCUGCUGGCCAGCUAUGCCCUGGGUGCCUCUGGGGGGAUCUGUGCCCUCGCCAAUGUCCUGGGGGCCCCACUGUGCCAGCUCCACCGCCUGUGCCAUGAGGGCCACUGGCAGGAGGCCCGCGAGCUGCAGCACCGGCUGAUUGAGCCCAACACGGCGGUCACCCGCCGGUUUGGGAUCCCAGGGCUGAAGAAAGUCAUGGAGUGGUUUGGCUACUAUGGGGGUCCCUGCCGCACACCCCUGGCUCCGCUGAGCCCCCCUCAGGUUGAGGAGCUGAGGGGUGCCUUCAGUUCAAAUGGCUGGUUGUGA
This is a messenger RNA of Melopsittacus undulatus (budgerigar), 1002 nucleotides long. It is a transcript of the gene HOGA1, whose product is annotated as 4-hydroxy-2-oxoglutarate aldolase 1. Gene Ontology annotation, cellular component: mitochondrion. Gene Ontology annotation, molecular function: (R,S)-4-hydroxy-2-oxoglutarate aldolase activity. The coding region runs from base 1 to 1002 and encodes 333 amino acids. The transcript is spliced from 7 exons. The record is from RefSeq and is a predicted model, not a curated record. NCBI's taxonomy places the organism in Eukaryota, Metazoa, Chordata, Aves, Psittaciformes, Psittaculidae. Gene Ontology annotation, biological process: glyoxylate catabolic process.